UCCAAGUCGUGCUGAAGAUUUGGUUUUUGUUCAUAACAAUCUACGUCUUUUAUCUAGAAGUUCUGGUCAAUAUGAAGAAGAAAGGACAAAGAUGUGGGAUGUAGGUGGUGACAGAUUUGACUCUUUUGAAGAUACCGGAUUUUUGGAGUUUGCAGAACUCUCCCUUGAUGAACCAGAGUUGGAAAAUGUGUUGAUCUCAGAGGGUGUUGACAAGUAGUGAUGUUUUUAUUUGAGGAUUUCAAAAACUAUGUUUAUUAGUUAUUUAUUUAUUUUUCCAAACAUGAUUGUUAUGAUGUUACAAGGAUAAGAAAAAGCAGGUUGCCACCAGGUCCCAAAGGGCUUCCAAUAUUAGGGCACCUCCAUCUACUAGGCAAAAACCCUCACCAAGACUUGCAAAAGCUGUCCCAAAUCCAUGGCCCCAUCAUGCACCUCCGCCUCAGCUCGGUCCACAACAUCGUCGCCUCAUCCCCACGCACCGCCGAGCAGUUCCUCAAAACCCACGACCACAAAUUCGCGUCGAGACCGCCCCAGGAGCUAAUCAAGUGUCUGACGUACGACCAGAAAGACGUCGUGUUCGGCCAGUACAGCCUGUACUGGCGCGAAAUGAGGAAACUGAUCACUCAAGAGCUACUGAACAGCUUGAAGAUCAGUUCCUUCAGAUCCAUGAGGAGACAGGAGCUCUGUCUCCUCAUAGAGUCAUUCAAGCAGCCGGCACUCAACAGAGAAACCGUGGACUUGAGUGCCAAGGUGGCGUCGAUGACGGUGGACAUGAGUUGUCGGAUGUUGUUUGGGAAGAAGUACGAGGAUUCGGAUAUCGGGGAUGAGAAAGGGUUCAAGGCUGUGAUAGCCGAGUCGGCUCAUUUGGCGGGUGUCCCUAAUCUAGGGGACUAUGUCCCUUUGGUAGGGAAGCUUGACAUUCAAGGGUUGAACCGGAGGGCAAAAGCGGUAGCCAAAUUGUUUGACCAGUUCUUUGAGAGGAUCAUUGAUGAGCAUGAAGAACAAGUAGAUGAGGGUUGUUAUGAUUAUGCUUCAAAGGACUUUGUUGAUAUACUUCUUGGAAUUAUGAAGAACAAGGAAACCUCUUUUGAGUUCACACUGGUAGAAUGGGCAAUGUCUGAACUCCUAAAGAACCCAACAACAAUGGAGAAAGUGAAGAAAGAGUUGGAAGCACAAGUAGGGCUUGACAAGAUGGUGGAGGAAAAUGAUUUGGAGCACUUGAAAUACUUAGAAAUGGUCAUAAAAGAUUCCCUAAGGCUGCACCCUGUCUCACCACUACUCCACCACUCAGCCAUGGAAGAUUGUACCAUCGACAACUUUCACGUGCCAAAAAACGCCACGCUUACGGUCAACGUCUGGGCUAUCGGCCGGGACCCUAGCACGUGGCCCGAGCUAGAGAGGUUUGACCCCGAGAGAUUCGACGGGAGGAAUGUUGACUUCCGAGGUCGGAAUUUCGAACUGAUCCCGUUCGGUUCGGGGAGAAGGAGCUGUCCAGGUUUGCAACUUGGAAUAACCAUUGUCCGUUUGGUGCUGGCACAGCUUGUGCAUUGCUUUGAUUGGGAGCUCCCAAACGCGGCACUGCCUGAAAACUUGGACAUGAGUGAGGAGUUUGGUAUUGUUGUAAGUCGAGCACAACAUUUGAAGGUCAUUCCUAGUUAUUAUAGAUUAAGUGUCUAGUAAUUAAUUGGGGUGACAUUG
Molecule: messenger RNA, 1695 nt
Organism: Cuscuta campestris
Lineage: Eukaryota; Viridiplantae; Streptophyta; Magnoliopsida; Solanales; Convolvulaceae
Source: the annotation of a GenBank genome assembly